Archocentrus centrarchus (flier cichlid) is the source of this 1609-nucleotide messenger RNA. RefSeq names its product nudix (nucleoside diphosphate linked moiety X)-type motif 5 (gene nudt5). Lineage: Eukaryota; Metazoa; Chordata; Actinopteri; Cichliformes; Cichlidae. Gene Ontology annotation, biological process: ribose phosphate metabolic process; nucleoside phosphate metabolic process. Bases 164 to 820 code for a protein of 218 amino acids. Gene Ontology annotation, molecular function: ADP-ribose diphosphatase activity. The transcript is spliced from 10 exons. The record is from RefSeq and is a predicted model, not a curated record. Gene Ontology annotation, cellular component: nucleus.
UAAUUUGAGUUUUCUUUUCUUUUUUUCGCCAAUUUACAAGAUUGUUAAAAGUUUAAAAUACUCCAGUUCCAGCAGUGUGUGAAAGCUAAAGCAGAUACCUGCGGUUAAAUAACAAAGGGACGUAACAGAAGGAGAGCUAAAUGUGGAAAGUCGGACAGUAAAAAUGAGCAACCCCGAAGAACCCAAAGUGACAACAGCUCCUCACAUAGUCAAAGAAGAGCUCAUUGCAGCAGGGAAAUGGGUGAAGCUGGAGAAAACCACAUAUGUGGACCCUGCUGGAAACACCAGAACCUGGGAGACUGUGAAAAGGACAACAAGGCAGGCCAACACUGAAGCAGAUGGUGUGGGAAUCAUCGCCCUGCUGAAACGGACGCUGCAUAAGGACUGCGUAGUGAUGGUGAAGCAGUUCCGUCCCCCUCUGGGAUGCUGCACUCUGGAGUUCCCUGCAGGACUGAUCGAUGAAGGGGAAACUGCUGAGGUGGCUGCACUGAGGGAGCUGAAGGAAGAAACUGGUUACACAGGGGAAGUAGUAGGAGUCACUCCAGUGACCUGUCUGGACCCCGGUCUGUCUAACUGCACCAUCCAGACUAUCCUGGUCAACAUCAACGGUGAUGAUGUGGAGAAUAUUAACCCGACACAGCAGCUGGGUGAUGGAGAGUUUGUCGAAGUUAUUCUUUUACCGCUCGACGAAUUCCAGAAGAAAAUAGACGAUCUGUUGCAGAGAGAAAAAAUAAUGGUGGAUGCCAGAGUGUACGUCUUUGCCAUGGGGAUGGCUCAGGCCUUCUUUAAGCCGAGGGAGCUGCCUGUGCUCAAGCAAUAAGGAAAUCAUUCAGGAUGAAGACGAGAGGAAGAAAUAGUCUUUUCUGUUACACGGGGCUGCUGCACACGAGCACGGCAGUAUUUAAAAAUGGGGACUUUCAAAUUGUGAAAUCAUAUUUGUGAUUUUUGUGACGUAGUGAAGUCCCAGACACGAUAGAGCUGUGUGUUAAAAUCAUUCUCAACACAAAAAUCUUGAAGUUGAAGGAGCCCUGUUUACACUACGUGUACUGGACCAGGUUUUGCUCUCAGUAUGGAGAUGCCACCAUACAUCUCAGCAGUUGUUUGGGUUUUAGGGUGAUAUAUAUAGUAAUUUCCAAGAUUUUACAGGAUUAUAAGUAGUUUGACUUCAUGCGUUUUUUUUGUAGGUUUUAUUUGCUGAUUUGAAAACAUUCCCUUAUAUGUGCUAACAUACUGUUUGACUUAACAAGAAAAGUCCACCUCAACCCACUUACCUGUUUAAGAACUGGCUGUGAGUGAAGCUUAUGUGCACAUUGUUUCUCCACCAACCCAAAGCUGAAUCAUUCCAGCUCACAUCUCCUUUGGAAUUUUCUUUUAUGGCAUUCUGGAAAAUUUUUAAUAAAGGAGAAGAGCCAUUAGUCACAAAAUAACUGAUAACAGUAACACAUUUUAAGCGUAUAAGAGGGGAUUUAUCUCAUAACUUCACUGUAAUUACAACAAAUGUACUAUAUUGAUUUGUGCCUCAGACCUCGAUGUGGUCCAGUAAACUGGAGGUUGAUGCUGUGCUUACCUUAGCAACUAGAAAUUACUUACCAAUUAAUAAAUAUAUUAC